CUAGAAUUUUGAUCUUAUGUAACAUGUCAAAUAUUUUGUGUUGAAUCUAUCUGAAUUUUGUAACGUUUCUACUUGUCAAUGUGGAAAACAGUAGCCACGUUGGUAUGGAGUCGACAGUGAAAAGACUUUUUGUCGGUGGUCUGUUUAACAAUAUAACGGAUUCAGAACUUCGUGACAGAUUUUCUAAAUUCGGUAAUGUUGAUAGCAUUGAAAUCAAAACGAAGAAAAAUAGCAAUGGGCUUCCAGAGAAAACAUUUGCCUACCUUGAUGUCAACAUUACUGAUGAAAAUUUGAAAAAGUGUCUCUCAGUAUUAAACAAAAGUAGAUGGAAGGGAAAUGAACUGAAAAUACAACAUGCAAAAGCAGAUUUUAUGAAAAGAUUGAAGGAAGAGAGGGAGAAUAAUUUUGAGAAGCCAGCCAAAGUCAAAAACAAGAAAGUGAUAUUACAGGACCCUCUGGAGGGAGUGGCUGGUGUUGAGAACUUCCACAUGAAGGGUGCUGUUCCUGGAACUCAAGUUGAUGUAGAAGAAAAGAAUUGGGUGGUUGGAAAGUAUGGUCGUGUAUUACCCAUUGUCAACAUACGGAAACGUGAUAAGAAGAAAUUCAUGAAAGUUGAUCCCUCAAAGUUUUGUCACAAUUCUAAAAGGAUGAAAGAUGACAUGGAAAUGUCUGAUACAGGAAUCCAAAAUCUGACCUGGACAAUAGAUACUAAUGACUCGGAGAUGGUCAAACGCAGGAAAGGAGAAUUCCCUGCUUGGAAGCAGAAGAAAAGGAAACAGAAUUUUGAUGUGGACAUGAAAUCACUGGCUGACUACUAUGAAUCAUUCACCAACACUGAGAGUAAAUCUGGAAAGACCGACUUUGAGGUAGUUCCAGAAAGUUUCCAGAAAGCUUCUGGAAAGAGAGCCUACUUUAGUGAGGAUAGUGACUCUUGUGACAAUGGUGAUGAAAGUUUUAAAACCAGCACUCCUUUCCAGAGUACCGUUACUCAAUCACAACAAAUAGCGGCUCUCAGUACAGGAAAGGACAGUAGUGUAAAGGGAAAAAAUAGCAAUACAGGGAAAUUAAAAUCGGAGGACCCAAAAUGUACUCCUAUAGUGAAAACACUAGGCAAGGACAAAGUGGAAACACACUUUAAAAAAUUGGGAAAUGUGGAUCAUUCUGAAUCUUCAAGUCCCAUAAAAAAAACCAAAACUCAAGAAACUCUUCAGACAUCUGUGCUGCCCAAUGCCCCUACUACUAGUCUGUCACAGAAUACAGUGUCUACAGGCCUGGUGUCUGAUAAACAUUCAUCUAGUACUUCAAAACAGUCAAAAACACAAGCAGAAGAGCGAAUUCAUAAUCAAUCUAAUUCUACAUCUAAAGAAUGUUUAAAUGAUUCUGUAAACAAGGCUUCAAGUAAAACGACAGAACACACCGAUGUGUUUCAAGGGAAGAAAACAACAAAAAAGCCUAAACUACAGGCAUUUGGGGGAACCAGGCAUUUGUAUGAUAACCUGUCAUCUGACGGCCAACAGAAAAUGGACUCUGCUUCACUAAGCAAAGUAACCAGCUCUAGUUCAUUAAGUAAUCCAGACCAACUACACAGCGAGGCUAUUUCAGGAGUAAAGAGAACACUUUUUCAAAAUUCAAUGUUAAAAGAUGUACCAGAAAAGGAGAUGGAGCUGCAACAGGAUUCUGACAACGAGUCGGUAUCAUCAGCUGAUACUGAUGUUAUUAUUGCCUCGGCCAAGAAACAGAGAAGAGGAGGCACUGUUAUAGGAUAUGGAUCACUUGAAACACCUGUAUCUCUCCAGAAUUCCCUCACCAGCAGUAUUCACAGUGAGUUUGGAGGGGGGCUUGUGGAUGGGGAGGCAUCUAGACAAGGCAGUUGGAUGGAAGAGCAUGGCUAUAAUUCAGACGACAGUGUAGAUUCAAAUGAUUUUGAAAAAAUUGCCAAAAAAAUAUUAAAAAACUAUCAAGGAACAAACAAUUUUGCUCAAGAUAAAGAAAAGAAAGAUAGUGAGACUGAGAUACAGGCAUUGCAACGCUCUGAUCACGAGAGUUCAGAGGAGUCAGAUUCAAACGAUGAUAGUGAGACUGAGAGAAAGGCACUGCAAAGCUCUGAUCAUGAGAGUUCAAAGGAGUCAGAUUCGAACGAUGAUAGUGGUGAUGACAAAAGUAAUGAUACUACAAGUGAUGAAGAGGAAGCAAGCGAUAGUAGUGCAGAGGAUAUAAACAGUAACAAUAAGGACAAUAAGGGCAAUAGUGACAAGGAAUGUGAUGAAGAUGAGAGUAAUGAUGAGGAAAGUGAUGAAGAUAAGAGUAAUGAUGAGGAAAGUGAUGAAGAUGAGAGCACAAGUAGUGAUGAUGAUGAGGAUACGAAGGUGGUAAAUGGUGUGGUGGAAAGUACAGAUAUCAACAAACAUGCAAGGACAGAGAAGCAUGAUGUCAGUAACAAGGCAAAGGAGAACACAGGAAAACAACAACAGCAGGAGAUAAACAACAAAUCUGCAGAAGAUACAAUGGAAAAAGAUAGAAAGUCAAAAGAUAAGGUAGAACAAAAGAGGCUGUCUGUGGAGGCUAACAAGAAAAAGCAGGAGUUACUGAGACAAAAACAGGAAGAAUACAACACCCGGAAGUCUAUAAUCAAACAGGCCCUGUCUACAGUGGAUAACUCUAAAAGGUCCAACAGGAUAGUGUUUGACUCGGACAGUGACGACGACACUACAGAGAAGUCUAAUACUACUCAACAGUCGGACAAGAAAGCUUGGGACUUACAAGACAGCGACGAUGAAGAAGAAAGUGAAGAUGAAAGCAGUGAAGAGGAAAGUGCAGAAGAAAGCGAUGAAAUAAUCCAAUCUGGGGUAGUUGAUAAAACUGAUAACAAAGAGAAAAAGUCACUGUUUGAGGACUCCUCAAGUGAAGACGAUGACAUCGAUGAGAAUGCAUUUGAAAAUAAACCUCAGUUUGAAGGAGAGGCAGGAUCUGAGUUGAUGAAGCUGCAAAUGAAAUUCUCCAGCGACAGUCGAUUCAAGCUGGACCAGAGAUUUGUAGAGAGUGAUGAGGAACAGGGUGAUGGAGAAGGUAAUGUGGAGGAAGUAGAGGAUGAAAAGAUGAGAAAUCUAAAGGUACUACAAGAUGUUGUGGGUGUUCAAGUCGCUGUAGUCACUGAUAAAAAUGACAGGAUGAAGAAACUCUUUAAGGAUAUAUCAACCUUACAGUAUGAUCCUAGCAGAGAAGACCACAAGAGCUUUGAGAUCCAGCCGUCCGCAGACCAGAAGAAGAGCAAAGAUGGGAAAAAGAAUAAGUCAAAGAAACAGAAAGUUGAAGAAGAGGAGGAGGAGGCUGAGCCAUUGCCAGAGGUUAGCAGUGAAAAGUUUUAUGAAGUCAGUUCUGCCUUAGAAGAUGCCUUUAAGAAAGCUGGUGAAACUGAGAGUAAAUUGGAGAGUGGAGGAUUUUCACUGCUGGCUGCUUUUGGCAGUAAACAGGAAGACAAUGAUCAAGUGGACGACAUGCAAGCUGAGUCUACAUCUCCAACACAAAAGUGGCAAGGAUUCAAUUUUCAAAACAGUGAUGACGAUGACAUGAGCGAUGAUAGUAAUGAGGAAAAGGAACUGGAAGGAGAGGAGGAUUCAAAAAAAGAAGAGAAAGCUGUUUUUGUUGCAAAAAGCCAAGAUUCAUUUUUCUUCACAGAAGAUGAUGAGCGAAUUAAAGAGGGAGUUUCCAGCUUUUGUAGACAGGAAGACUUAGAGAAAAUCCGAGAGCGUUGGCAGGAAAAGCGACCUGAUCUCAUGAAGGCAUACCACAAUAAAUACAAGAGAGCUAUCAGAAACAAGCGGGCAUUAGAGAAGAAAAGGACCUUUACAAAACGGUAGUCAAGGACGUCUUUUCUCUAUCAAAAUUACGCAAAAGAAGACUAGAUGUAAAAGGAGGAUGAGUUUUUGUAGAAUUGUUUCUGAAAUUGUAAAAGAAAUGUCGCUUAUUGGAUUGGACUUUGUGAUUCUGCUACAGACGCUGCUAUA
Ylistrum balloti is the source of this 4004-nucleotide messenger RNA. RefSeq names its product nucleolar protein 8-like. The transcript has 16 exons. Bases 105 to 3857 code for a protein of 1250 amino acids. The record is from RefSeq and is a predicted model, not a curated record. NCBI's taxonomy places the organism in Eukaryota, Metazoa, Mollusca, Bivalvia, Pectinida, Pectinidae. Gene Ontology annotation, molecular function: RNA binding.